Messenger RNA from Scomber scombrus (Atlantic mackerel), 3924 nucleotides. RefSeq lists its product as uncharacterized. Gene Ontology annotation, molecular function: DNA binding. The record is from RefSeq and is a predicted model, not a curated record. The coding region runs from base 327 to 2114 and encodes 595 amino acids. Lineage: Eukaryota; Metazoa; Chordata; Actinopteri; Scombriformes; Scombridae. The transcript has 2 exons.
CUCAGUUUUUCUUCUAAAUUCAUAUUUUAUUUACAGUCAUAUUUUUUCCAGUCUUACUCCGUAAAGCCGGCUUUAACGCUGGGUGCUUUCUCAAUGCGGACGAAGUUCGGUUAAAGUUUAAUACCAGCACAACUUCUUUAUUUAGUAUGUUCAUUUGAAAGCAGUUUGCUAUCGUUAUUUAGCAGCUACCAACUUAGCCUUAACAGCUAAUGUGAAAGUAACUUCACAUGGAUCGAUGUUCGUGUCAAGACUGAGUCUCAGGCGACUUUGAAUGUGAUUUCAGACCGCUGUGAAAGUGGAAUAGUGUCCUUAAAAAAAGAAGGACGAUGCCACGCUUGCAGUCCGGUGUGUGGAAGCAUUUCACCCCUAUCAUCAAAGAUGGGCGGGAAACCUUCAUGUGCAACUACUGUUCAAGGACAUACACCAAGAAUGCCACCAAGAUGCAGAUGCAUCUGGACAAAUGCAAGGAGUACUCUGUGGUUUCACAGCAAUCACCGAGUCCAGAUGGAAGCUCCUCUGCCUCCAUUCCUGUUCCCUCCUUCUCAUUUUUACCAUCCGCCUCUCCUGGGGGACAGUUCCUCAUUGAUUCAGUGGAUCAGCGCAGUCAGGUGUAUGGUGACGAGUGCCUGGCGAGGGCUGUGUAUGCCACCUCCUCACCGCUCACCCUCACAGACAAUAUUUAUUGGAAACGAUUUUUCAGCGUGCUCCGGCCCGCUUACUGUCCGCCCACUAGAGAGGCUCUGUCCUCUCAUCUCUUGGACUGUGAGUAUGACAGAGUACAAAGCCAGGUUCAUGAGGCCAUAGAGAAAGCAGACUGUGUCACCAUCAUCUGCAGUGGGUGGUCUAACUUAAAAGAGACUGGAACUAUCAUUUACAUCAUUGCAACACCUGCACCACUGUUUUACAAAUGUACAGAGGCAAAGGAGCAGAAAUAUGCAAGCAAGUUUAUUGCUGGGGAACUAAAAGAAAUCAUAAAUGAAGUUGGCCCACAAAAGGUCUUCGCUGUUGUCACUGAUGAUGCCCCGGAAAUGAUGGCAGCUUGGGCUGAAGUAGAAGAGGUCUUCCCACACAUAUCAGCUAUCGGUUGCACAGCAUUUGGCAUCCAGCAGCUAUUUGAUGGAAUUGUGGCACAACCAUCAAUGAAAGCGCUGUGCAGGAGAGCUGAGCAGGUGGUGAAGUAUGUUACCGAGCAAAAACUAUUAGCAGAGACCUUAAGGUGCUGGCAGACCACAAAGACAAGAAAGCACGCUGCCAAUGAGACCGUACUGGCAUUGCCUACUGGCUCUGACUGGACAGGUGUGGUUAACAUGUUCAACAGCCUCCUGGAGGCUCAGAACUCACUCCAAGAGAUGGCCAUCUCACCCACACUGGAUGCUGAAGUCAGGGCCGCAUUACAGGAUGCAGCAUUUUGGAAAGAGUUAGGUAGCAGCCAAAACCUUCUCUACUUGAUUGGGAAUCAUAUUGAUUACAUGAAAAGAGAUGAUGCUGUACUCUCAGAUGUUGUUGACAUGUUCAGUCAGUUAAGAUAUCACAUUGGAGCUUCCCUGUCUGAGACUGUGCUGAACAGUAAUGAACAGAAAGCUGUCAUGGCAUCAUUCGACAAGUGUCAGGAGUUUUGCGUCAAGCCCAUCCAUGCAGCGGCAUACAUGCUGGAUCCAAAGCAUGUUGGACAGCAGACGCUCUCUGGGGAGCAGAUCAGCAGUGCCUUCUAUGUCAUCUCCAACGUCUCACACCAUCUAGAUCUUGAUGAGGGUAAGGUGCUUGGUAGCUUUGCCAGGUUCUCAGCUAAGCAGGGUCUAUGGAAGGGGGCUGGGAUAUGGAGCUCAUGCCAGCAUGUGUCCGCAUCCAUCUGGUGGAAAGGGCUGUGUUCCUCUGAGCUGCUGUCCCCCGUGGCCUCCACAAUACUCCAGAUCCCACCAACAACCGGAAUAUGCGAGAGCCUGCAGACACACUUUUGCAGUACAAAGGAGCAAGGUUCUCUCUCAGCCGACAGGGUACAAAAACUGGUAGCAGUGCAGACAAAUCUCAAGACUUUAGAGCCAAGCGAUUUUGAGUGUGCUCCUUUGGAGAGUGGGGAAGAUGGAAAAGUUUCAUUUAAAUCUGAGACUCAGUAGCAAAAAAAGAUGAGAUACCCUGAAGCUAUGUAGCGCAGACAACAUGGAUUGUGAUUCUCAUUUCUUGGGAAGGGAAAUAAAAAUGGACUUGCAAGUAAAUAAAAUACUGACAGUUUAUUAGAUUAAAUGUACAUUUCUAGUUAAAUGUAUGGGGUUAGUUUGAAGUUUCUUAACUGUAAUUGCACUGCUCACAUUCCUUUCUUUAAUCUGAAUCUCUUAAAAGAGAGAAGGCAUUAAAACAGUCGAAUAAUAUAGCCACAAGCAGCUAUUUGCGGGUUCAAACCUUUUUGCACUCAACAGAAAGAAGCAGCUCAAUCGGCCAAAAUUAAAGCCGCAAGCAGCAACAAGCGGGUUUCAGGCUUCACAAUGGUUAGCAAAGUUACUUCAGCUAGUUUAAUUCUGUUUAAAGAAGGAGUGAGACCAAUCACAUAUAGGGUUGCAAAGGGGUAAAAACUUUCCGAUAAAUUUCCGGAAACUUUCCAUGGGUAGUUUAGCUGGGGAAUUUUGGGAAUAUUCCAAGUUGGACACUUUCCAUGGGAGUUUAUGGAAAUUAACAUGAAUUAACUGGAAAUUUUGAGUAAUUUAUACAAACUGUAACAACUGUAUACAGACUUAAAUAUACACAUUUUGUUUUGUCAUAAGCAGACAUGCAUGCAAACUAAUACAUUUUUUUUUAAAAUAACAUUUUGAUUGAUUUUUUUGUGAUUAGAACUUUAAUCAAUUAUUUCAUUGAACAACAAAAACAUGAAUGUUAAGUGAAGUAAACAUUUUCCCUUCUAGAAAUCGUGUGUGCAUGUGUUGGAGGAAUGCACAGUGCAUGUAGGGGGUGUGGCCCUGCAGUAAGUAAUGCACUAUGUUCAUGUGAUUGACGAAUACAGAUAUUCAACUGUAUUUGCGUUAAAUCUGGUUGUUUUAACCAAGCUUAUGCUACAAGACCUUUUUUUCCUACUACAUUUUCCAGUUAUAGGUUAACAUGCAAUUUUGUACAUUUCCAGUUUAUUCCCAUUAAUUCCCAUAGAAAGUUUCCAACUUUGAAAAUUCCCAGAAUUUUGCAGCCCUAAUCACAGACCUGUUUCAUCAUCACAAGCCCUGCAGCAUUUGAAUAAUCCUGCACUCAGAGUUCCACCAUUCACUGUUCAAUGUGAACUUGGUGUGUAUGUUCAGGAGAUGGUGCAGGAUGUCUCGUGAGUUUAAUCAGGAUUGCUCAAAAGUUAUGAGCAAAUAUGUGAUUGCCACACCCACUUUUACUAAUCAGUACUGCACAAGUCUGUGGUUUAUACUUGCCCCCAGAGCAUGCUAUCCAAAUUUGGUGAAAUUCUGUUUACUAGAUUUUGAGGUAUACAUUUUCAAUAUUUGUGGCGCCCUCUAUGAGUUAGGCACAAAAUGCUUUGGUAAAUGCUUCAGACAUGAUACCUGCCAAGAUUUAUGAUGGUAGGAGAAAUGAUAAAUGAAUAGCUAAAUUUUCCUGCUAAGCCUCGCCAUUUGUGAAGUUUUUUUUUAAGUUGAUGGUGGCCAUGUUUUUCGGCUUAUUUAUAAUAGAAAUGGGUAUCUUAGUCCCACAAUGCUGUAUACCCAAUUUGGUGUUGGAAACAGUCAAAAUCCAAAAAGUUCUGUUCACAUUACAAUUAUUUACAGUGCCACCAUCUGGCCGAUUGAGCUCAUGUUACUUGGGAAGCACUUGCACAUUAUUUCUCAGUUUAUUGUGCCAAUUUUUAGACUGUUUUCAGUUAUUUGAGCCUAAUGUUGCCUUUAUGUUUUAUUAAUGUAUAAUGCAUAUUCAUUUUGUAGAUGUUGUUUUACAAAUAGUAUA